UGUUGUAGCGCUGCGUCCCGCACAGAGCAGCACAGCAUACAAGCACGGUGGACGGACGUUGGCAGACCAAGUCUCGGUCAGCUUCUUAGAAGAUAAACGUAAGUCAAAGUGAAUAAUGGCUCGUACCAAGCAGACCGCUCGUAAAUCCACGGGAGGGAAGGCGCCCAGGAAGCAGCUGGCCACAAAGGCCGCCAGGAAGAGUGCGCCAUCUACCGGUGGAGUCAAGAAGCCCCACAGAUACAGGCCUGGCACUGUUGCCCUGCGUGAGAUCCGUCGGUACCAGAAGUCCACCGAGCUGCUCAUCAGGAAGCUUCCUUUCCAGCGUCUGGUCAGGGAGAUUGCUCAGGAUUUCAAGACGGACCUGCGAUUCCAGAGCGCGGCUAUUGGAGCCCUGCAGGAGGCCAGCGAGGCUUACUUGGUGGGUCUGUUUGAGGACACCAACCUGUGUGCCAUCCACGCCAAGAGGGUGACAAUCAUGCCCAAGGACAUCCAACUGGCCAGGCGAAUCAGGGGGGAGCGUGCUUAACUUUUUUUUUUUUUUUUUUUUUUUUUUUAUUAGGAUGGGUUUUGGGGAGUGGGUUGGGUUAGUAAAACCUGGUUUUGUAAAUUGUGAACCAUUAUCAGAAUGUGUAGCUCCCAGUGUCACAUUUUUAUCUUUUUACUUUCACUCUGUCAUUCACUAGUAGUGCUUCAUGUUCAUAUGACAAACUCAUUUCUCUCUGCCUUUCUCAGGGCGAUUUAUCUUCUGACGUUUUGUAAUCCUGUGUGCAUGCCAUGGGAUCUCCUCCUGUAAAUAAACUUUCCACUACCUCAA
Messenger RNA from Phycodurus eques (leafy seadragon), 814 nucleotides. RefSeq names its product H3 histone, family 3D (gene h3f3d). Gene Ontology annotation, molecular function: DNA binding; structural constituent of chromatin; protein heterodimerization activity. Bases 116 to 526 code for a protein of 136 amino acids. The record is from RefSeq and is a predicted model, not a curated record. The transcript has 4 exons. Gene Ontology annotation, cellular component: nucleosome. NCBI's taxonomy places the organism in Eukaryota, Metazoa, Chordata, Actinopteri, Syngnathiformes, Syngnathidae.